UCGCAAGUCGCAACACAGCAGCUUUCGGUCUGCGCCUCCAGUUAUUCUCUUGCACUCUUCCUCUUCUCAAUCCCCCGACAGUCGCAGCGGCAAGAAGAAUCGCCGCCGGCAGGGAUCGCCGGAAGAUUCAUAGCCCCGCCUCUCUCGUCUGGGGUCUCACCGUCUGGUUUUAGGACUUUGUCGCUUACUCGCACCAUCGCCGCAGCAAUGGAGGAGGCCGCUGCGAACUCGUCAUCUUCCGUCGCAGCUCCGAUGUGCUGGAGCAAUAUCUUGAAGAGCCAACCGCCGGUGCCGUCACCAAAGCCACAGAGCUCUACGAGCGCGACUCAGAUGUUUGUCGAGAGCUGCAAGUCGAGCAAAGGGAUUUCGGUGGCUGUUAUCGAUGCCAAUGCGGUGAUUGAAGGCGGAGAGAGGCUUCAUCACCUGGCCGACAAGUUCGUCACCGUCCCUGAAGUUCUCGAUGAAAUUCGUGACCCUGUUUCCCGCCACCGCCUUGCUUUCAUCCCUUUCACUAUCGAUUCAAUGGAGCCGACCCCUGAGGCACUCAACAAAGUUGUCAAGUUUGCGAAGGCAACUGGUGACUUGCAGACACUGUCAGAUGUUGAUCUUAAACUCAUUGCCCUUACAUACUCCUUGGAGGGGCAGAUACACGGGACUCAACAUCUUAGAGAUGCUCCGCCACCUGUCCAUACGGUCAAUGUAAAAAGGUUGCCUGAGAAGGAAUUGCCUGGAUGGGGCUCUAAUGUUACUAAUUUGAAAGAGUGGGAGGCAAUAGAAAAUGAAUCUGGGGAUGGAACAAACUCGAACUCGAGAAUUCUUCCCUUGAAAGAUGUAGACUUGAACACUAUUGUAAUAGAUGAUGACAAAUCCGAGGCCGACACUGCAACUACUAAAGGAGAUGAUGACAAGUAUUCUGAGAAUCAUGAAGAUGUAGAGGAUGGUAGGCCGAAGCAUAGAAGAUACCCAUCCAAGAAAAAAGAGGUAAAAAUUGAAGGGAAGAAAAUGGUUGCAGAUGGUAUUGAUGCAUCUCAAGGACAAGUUGAUGAUGAUGCUGGCGAUUGGCUGCCUGCGGUUAGUAAGAGUACUCAUAGAAAGUAUCUUAGAAGGAAAGCUAAAUGGGAGUACUAUGAGGCUUUAUCUGAGAAAGAGUCUCAGCAAGAUAUGGAGGGACAAUUGGCUGAUAGCAGCAAGACAGAAAGAAGCAACACUGACCAGCUUCUGAAUCAAGGGUCGGAAGCAGAUGCUUCAAAAGUAGCACCCGAGGAGGAGAAGGUUGGAAACGUGGAUAAUGGAAAUGGAAACCUAACCUCAAUCCUUAAACAAAUGAGGCUGGAUGAAGAUUCAGUGGAGGCCCAUCAGGAAAGGGAUGAAGAAAAAAAUGGUUUGAGAGAGAUUGAAAGUUCCCCUGAUGGCAAUGAGUGUACACAUCUCUCAGGAGGUGAAAAUGAUGUUCCAAAUGCAGGAUUUAAUGAGUUGGAGACUUUGAGCGAGACACAUGAAAGCUGUGAUACUCACUGCGAGGAUGGUGAUAGUAGUGAGCAGAGUUGGAUGCUUAGAUCCUUGUCAGAGUCUAGCGUAGCUUGUGUUACUGGUGACUUCGCGAUGCAGAAUGUUCUCCUUCAAAUAGGUUUACGACUUCUGGCUCCUGGAGGGAUGCAAAUUCGGCAGCUUCACAGGUGGAUUCUGAAAUGUCAUGCGUGCUUCACUGUUACUGGUGAAAUCGGAAGGCUCUUCUGUCCCAAAUGUGGAAAUGGUGGCACACUCAGAAAAGUUGCAGUUACGGUUGGUGAGAAUGGGGUAGUUCUAGCUGCACGUCGCCCUCGUAUCACUUUGCGCGGUACAAAGUUUUCCUUACCUUUACCACAAGGUGGAAGGGACGCCAUUACUAAGAACCCAAUUCUGCGUGAAGAUCAAAUCCCACAAAAGUACCUUCGUCCCAAGACAAAGAAGAAAAUUAAUAAUAAGGACGACGACUUCUUUGUUGGUGCAGGCGACAUCUUCAGCCAUGUCGACAAAAGGUCUGCUUACAAGCCACCUGUAGGAAAAGCAUUUACAGCUUAUGGUGGAAGGAGGAACCCUAAUGACAAUCACUACUCCCGCCAAAAGCACUGAUUCGUGGUCUUGGGAUUUUUGUUUUAUGGCUCCUUGGCGUGUCACUAUUUAUGUCUUCUUGCACAUCUCUUCAUGUUCUGCUGGUGAAUGAAAUCCCAUUUUUGACGGCAUUUUUUUUUUUGCUCGUUGAAUGGCUUCUCGGAGCAUUUAACUGCCGUUGGAAUUCUGUUGAAUAGAAGCCCUGAAUGGCCUCUCUUUCGUUGAUCGUGGCUGGACUGCGUAAUCUGGUUUAAUUGCCAUGGCUUUUUAAAGGUAACGAUACUUGGAAGCAUAGCUAUUCCACUAUACUGUGGACAAAACAGGAAAUAGUCGGCUGCCUGCAAUACAAGUUGCUUGGCCUCUUGGCUUAAUUCCAGGUUAAGGCUGUCAUAGAAAACAACACUUGACUUCUAAGAUAUGGGUUGGACCCAUUUCAACAAAGAACAAAUACAGGA
Molecule: messenger RNA, 2546 nt
Organism: Linum trigynum
Lineage: Eukaryota; Viridiplantae; Streptophyta; Magnoliopsida; Malpighiales; Linaceae
Source: the annotation of a GenBank genome assembly